Molecule: messenger RNA, 687 nt
Organism: Trichoplax adhaerens
Lineage: Eukaryota; Metazoa; Placozoa; Uniplacotomia; Trichoplacea; Trichoplacidae
Exons: 7
Coding region: 1-687 (228 amino acids)
Source: RefSeq, a predicted model, not a curated record
AUGACUGUUUCCUCUACACUACCGUGGGCCGCUGCUCAAUUUUACCUAUUACACCCAGCAAAUGAUCGCAACAAACAAGGCGCUGAGUCUUGUACUUGGAUCUUGCUUCUAGAUGACCUGGCUACUGCUCAAUUUUACCUAUUACACCCAGCAAAUGAUCGCAAUAAAAAAGGUGCUGAUUCUUGUACUUGGAUCUUGCUUCUAGUCGACCUGGACGGUCAAGAAUUUACCCUACUGGACGCUGUUGAGCGACUUAGCUGCUCCUGUCGAGAACUUGGACUGUCUUUGCCUGGUCAGUUUUACUUGACGGGUCGGCAAGGACAGACAGCCAACAGUGUAGUGGUCGGUUAUAGAGGUAGAAUACAGUUAAAAUGCCUAGCAAUCUGUCGGCCUUCCUGGUUCCACUACCAUCAUCCACCCUUCAGCGACUUGGAUGACGGUGCAGUACCGUACCAGGGUCUUCUGAGCAGGCCCAACGUGCACGUGACCCACUCCAAGCCUUACCGUCGACAUCAAGAGCAGUCAGGUAUAAAAUCGCUUUUAACCCCUGGGCUGAUUAACUUGACCGUUGCUGUGGAAGGGUCGGAAAACCAGUAUCGAAAACCCUAUCAACCAUGUUUUGUUGUCCUCUAUUGGAUGAUUAGACUCAGCGGGCCAACAAAUGACGUUGAAACCACUGCCUUGUAA